UGAAAGAUAGACUGCCCAAAAGACCCGGCAAUGUUAGUCUUAGUAGCAGCAGCUGCACCAGUGGCAGUAGGAGGCCACCACCAGUAGCCGCCUCUGCCGGCGGAACAGUUAUUAAACUUCUAACAAUGGCGAGAAAACAGAGCCGCCGGAGAACUGCAAUUUUCAUCCUCGUGAUUUGUUUUGCGGCCUUGGGAACUCUGGCGCCAGUAUUUGCUCCUUUGCCUUCUUCUCUCUCUUCUCGCUCCAAUUCUCAUCACAACCUUAAAAAGAGUGAUGGUCGAAGCUUCGAGAUAGCGGAUGACAAGUUCUGGAGAGAUGGGGAGCAAUUUCAGAUAAUUGGUGGGGACUUGCAUUAUUUUCGUGUUCUUCCCGAGUACUGGGAAGAUAGACUGCUGAGAGCGAAGGCGUUGGGCUUGAAUACCAUUCAAACUUAUGUUCCAUGGAAUUUGCACGAGCCAAGGCAAGGCGAAUUGGUAUUUGAGGGCAUUGCAGAUAUAAUUUCAUUUCUGAAACUCUGCCACAAAUUGAAUUUACUGGUUAUGCUUCGAGCUGGGCCUUAUAUAUGUGGAGAGUGGGAUUUGGGUGGCUUUCCUGCAUGGUUACUUGCCAUUGAACCGGCACUUCGGCUGAGAUCCUCUGACCCCCCUUUCCUUGAGUUGGUUGACAGCUGGUGGAAUAUCCUACUUCCAAAAAUGUCACCUCUUCUUUACACCAAUGGAGGCCCUAUCAUUAUGGUACAGAUCGAAAAUGAAUUUGGUUCUUAUGGGAAUGACAAAGCUUACCUGCAUCAUUUGGUCAAAUUAGCAAGAGGACACCUUGGAAAUGAUGUAAUUCUGUAUACAACAGAUGGUGGUUCAAGGGAAACUCUUGAGAAAGGAACAAUUUCUGGAGAUGCUGUCUUUUCAGCUGUGGACUUCACAACUGGGGAUGAUCCAAGGCCGAUAUUUGCCUUGCAAAAGAAGUUCAAUGAGCCAGGGAAAUCACCACCUCUUUCUGCGGAAUUUUAUACUGGUUGGCUUACACACUGGGGGGAGAAAAUUGCAAGUACGAGUGCAACUUUCACUGCAGAUUCCCUAGAAAAGAUUUUGUCAAUGAAUGCGUCUGUUGUGCUUUAUAUGGCACAUGGUGGAACAAACUUUGGAUUUUACAAUGGCGCCAAUAGUGGUGCAGAUGAGUCAGACUACAAGCCUGAUCUUACAUCUUAUGACUAUGAUGCACCUAUUAGAGAAUCUGGUGAUGUGGAUAAUGCAAAGUACAAAGCUCUACAAAGAGUUAUUUCAAAGUAUACCGUGGAAGAGCCCACUUCAGUUCCUCCUGAUAAUCAAAGAGCCACAUAUGGACGUAUAGAGUUACAGAAGUCAGCUUUCCUUUUUGAUAUAGUUGACUAUCCAGAACUCAUUUCAGUAGUUGAAUCUGAAAUCCCACUAUCAAUGGAGUCUGUCGGUCAGAUGUUUGGCUUUGUACUAUAUGCAUCUGAGUACACCUCAAAAGGCAAUAGAAGUGUGUUGUCCAUACCAAAGGUGCAUGACAGAGCUCAAGUGUUUAUAUCAUGUACUUCUGACGAUAACAGGAAAAGACCAAUUUACAUUGGCACCAUCUCAAGAGGGUCAAAUCGAGCCAUUGAUCUUCCUCAUUUUAAUUGUGUCUCCCGAACAAAACUAUAUAUUUUGGUUGAAAAUAUGGGUCGUCUGAAUUAUGGGCCAUACAUAUUUGACAAGAAGGGCAUUUUAUCUUCUGUUUAUGUGGGUGGAAGGCCUUUGUUUAAGUGGAGAAUGCUUUCAAUUCCUUUUCACAACCUAAAUGAAGGCCGAAAAAUCUCUUCCAUUGUUUCAGAUGCAUAUUCCAAGUUCAUUAAAGUAUCUUCACUCGAAGAUCUGAAUUAUAGAAGACAUAGGGAUAAUCUGGAGCCAACUUUCUACACGGGUCGAUUUGCUAUUGACCAAGUCAAAGACACGUACCUUUCUUUCAAUGGGUGGAGUAAGGGGAUUGCUUUUGUUAAUGAAUUUAAUAUUGGGCGAUAUUGGCCGUCAGUUGGACCACAGUGUAACCUAUACGUCCCAGCUCCAAUACUUCGAGAGGGGGAAAAUGUUGUGGUUAUUCUGGAGUUAGAGUCUGCGAGCUCCAAGCUUUCUUUGAGCUCAACUGACCGGCCAGACUUCACUUGUGGUUCAAUUGGUUGAAGAUUGAAUUAAGAUACCGAUAUAUGAGUUUCCUGAUGACGGCGGGGUACUGAAGAUGGUAGAAUGGAUCAUGUGUAGGAGAAAUAUUUUUGGCUGUUUAGUGCCUGAAGAGUUCAAGGAACUCUGCAUAUGGCCUAAACAGAAAAUCUUCCAACCAGCAGUGUACAUAAAAAUGAGAGGAGAAAGUGGAAACCUACUUGUUCAGAUGAAGGAGAGGGAGAGAGUUCUUGCAGUCAGCCAAUACUACGCAACUUCGUAAGUGCCUCGUUGGGAAAAAAUAGCUACGUGUGCUUCCAAGUGUUGGCUUUUAUCAAAUACAUCUGUAUCUGUAUUUCUUGCUUACAUCUGCAAUGUAGCGUGCUGGUUGAGGAAUUUGAUCAUUGUUUGGGCAUUGUCCUAUUCAAACGACUUUGUUGCCAAUUUCUUUUGAGAAGUAAUGGUUCUAUUGCAAGUUCCGUUUCCCCGUCACA
Molecule: messenger RNA, 2650 nt
Organism: Coffea eugenioides
Lineage: Eukaryota; Viridiplantae; Streptophyta; Magnoliopsida; Gentianales; Rubiaceae
Product: beta-galactosidase 17
Exons: 19
Coding region: 126-2180 (684 amino acids)
Biological process (GO): carbohydrate metabolic process
Cellular component (GO): vacuole
Molecular function (GO): beta-galactosidase activity
Source: RefSeq, a predicted model, not a curated record